AUGUUUUAUUUGGAUUCACAACGAACGACUACUCGUCGUGAUAGUUCGUUGAUUACUAAUAGAAAAAAUAAAGAUUUCGAUGAUAUUUCUUUAUAUUUAGGACAACCCCCUUGCCUUUAUAACAUCGAAUCAUCUACGUCUGUGGUCCCUGCUCGUCCCAAGGGAUCAGUACAAAAGGAACUGGUAACGUUAAUGUUUGAAUCUAUGUUGGACAGUAUAGUUGAAUCCUGGGAAACUAUUAUGCCAGAAAAACAAGAAGAAAGUUACUUAAACUUGGAUAUUAGCAAGGUUCCAAGUGAAACGUUCACUUUAUCAACUGGUAAAAAGAAGAAAGCUUCGGCAAAACCGUCAAAAACAAAACGAAGCCGAUCCAAACUCACAUUAACAGAUACUGUGCAGGAUUCUCAAAUAAUAUGGUGGUCGGCCCCGGACGAAAAAGCUGUAAUACGCUUUCGUAAUGGUAACGUGUACGAAGGAAAUAUCUCAAUGAAAUGCAUGCAUGGUGAAGGCCGUCUUCAGUGGGCAGAUGGAACUGUAUAUUUAGGACAUUUUAAAGACAAUGAAAUUUGUGGCAAAGGUUUUAUUCAGUGGAAAGACGACACGUGGUAUGAGGGCGAGUUCAUGGGCAAUCUGAGACAUGGCCAAGGCCUUUACGUAAAUUCACGUCUUCAAAGGUCCUAUACAGGAGGAUGGAAUCGCGGUACCAAACAUGGAGAAGGAGCUAUAUACUAUUCUAAAGACUUCAAAAAUUCAUAUGACGGUGGAUGGUUGCAGAAUGAACGCUUUGGAUAUGGAUCGCGAGAAUACUGUACUUCAAGUGGAUACAAAGGUGAAUGGGAGAGAAAUAUAAGAGAAGGCAAAGGGUUAAUGAUAUGGCCCAAUGACGACUUUUACCGCGGUGAAUGGAAAAAUGGAGUUAUGUCUGGUCACGGUAUCUAUAUAUGGGAAGCAAAUUAUAAUAACACGAUGUCGGUGCCGUCUUUAAAGGCUUAUCAAGGCUAUUGGGAGAAAGGACAACGAAAUGGUCAAGGGGUUUUAAGCCUCGGGUUAGGUUGGGGCUCAUAUUACAAAGGAGAUUUUGUAAACAACAUGAAAUCCGGUACAGGAAAAUUUGUCACUAACAAUGGUCUCAUUUUGCAAGGAAAAAAAAUGUUUGUUGACGAUAAUCUUUCUUCUAUGUCAUCAAAUGACUCUUUUUAUACAGAAAAUUCAAAGGGUCCUGUAGAACCUCAUCAAUUUGAUAUAUGUGACAGUUCUGUAGGCCUUUCUUACCAUGUAGAGCAAGCUCUUAGGAACUUUGAUAAGCAACAAGAAAUAAUAUCAAGUAUAGUUGCUGAUUAUAUCGAAAAUAACAAAAUUGGUAGAAAUAAAGAUGUAUCCACUCAAGCUCGCGUUGCUUUCGUUAAAGACGAACACCGUGAAAAAGAACAUGAAGAACUUGAGUUUUUCCAAGAUCUUAUGGUAUUCGAGGAGGAUGCGUUACGCAAAUCGUUAAGGUGUUACGAGACUGACUUGAAGAAUAUCUAUUACAAGUAUGCCACGAUAUGUAACGUUGAAGAAAUUCAUUUUACUCCUAUCAUGACGCGAUUAUACUUAUGGCAAUUGUAUUAUGAUUGUCAUAUACACGAAAAAGGAUUGACACUAUGUGACAUCGAUAGUAUGUUUUAUCAGAAUCCUGCAUGGCUAGCAAGGAAUCCGCAUGAUCCAUUUGAGAAAAUAUACUUUUGGCAAUUUGUACAUAGCCUUAUUUCAGUUGCAAGCAAAUUAUACGCCAAACGAACGUUACCUGGUCCAAAGCCAGAUACAGUCUUAGCAUGUGCAUUUAGAUAUUUCAUGGAGCAAGAUAUCCUACCAGGUUGCAAACAACAUAGAGGGCGGUUGGUAAAUGGUUUUGGCACAUUUGUACCCUUAAAAGCGGCAUAUACGUUAUAUCGAGCUUUAGGAGAGCCACAUACUGUUCGCCAAUUUCUGAGGGCAGUACGUAAAGCCCCACACAUUAAUUACCUUUCCCAACCACCCAUAACCUAUCCGCCUGAUGAAUACCUUCCGUUGGGUCGCAAUCUGUAUAUUUUUGGAGAUGAAAUGAGUUUUAUUGUUGUUGAGAAAUUAUCAAUACGAGUUCACCAAAAAAUAUUACUGUGUACCCUUGACUGUUCCCCUGGUGGUGCCGUGGAAGAGAAGAUAAAUUUUAGCCGCUGUACCCCUGGCCUCGCAACCUGA
Messenger RNA from Arctia plantaginis, 2220 nucleotides. The record is from the annotation of a GenBank genome assembly. NCBI's taxonomy places the organism in Eukaryota, Metazoa, Arthropoda, Insecta, Lepidoptera, Erebidae.